Ictalurus punctatus (channel catfish) is the source of this 2810-nucleotide messenger RNA. Its product is annotated as myelin-associated glycoprotein. Lineage: Eukaryota; Metazoa; Chordata; Actinopteri; Siluriformes; Ictaluridae. Bases 105 to 2345 code for a protein of 746 amino acids. The record is from RefSeq and is a predicted model, not a curated record. The transcript has 11 exons.
UGUGUGUAAGAGAGAAAGAGCGAGAGAGAGAUGCUUAUCAGCAUGUGGUGUAAAACUGAGGCCACUUUAUUUUGAGAACUGGAGGCUCAAACACAUUCAGAGAGAUGAAUGCAGCAGAGAAACUCAUCUUCAUUUGUUGUCUCUUUCAAGGUGUUUUGUGUAGAGAAUUCUCCAUCAGUCUACCAGAGAGUGUAGAAGCUGUGAGAGGACUCUGUGUUCUCAUACCCUGCAGUUUUGAGAUUAAAGAACAAUAUGAUGGAGACCUCCAGAAAGAUCCUACAGGAAUCUGGUUAAAAGACGGCAAACAUGCUGACAAUAACAGAGUCUUUAACUCUAAAGAAACUGAAGAGAACAAGAUUGAAGGGAACCUUAUAGGAGACCUCCGCAUGAAGAACUGCACCACCGUCUUCUACAGCAUCAGAAAGAAUUACAGUGGAGUUUAUUACUUUAGAAUAGAAACUUCAGGAGGCCUGAAAUACAAUUAUCUAUCUUCAUCAGUGUCUGUAAGAGUGGGAGCUUCUCCAAUCACACCCUCAAUAACACUGUAUAAGGAGGAUCAGGGGGAGGUGGAGGACCAAAAUGAGGUGGUGGAGGGAACUUCAGUGAGUCUCAUUUGCUCUGCUCCAGCUCCUCCAUGUCUCUUAAAGCCACCCACUUUUACAUGGAACUUCCUGCCUGAGGAGAGAAGACAGCAGCAGAACCACAACACCAGCUUCAGCUCCUCUCAGCUGAACUUCACCGCUACUCACCUUCAUCAUGGACUCAAUUUCACCUGCACUGCCACCUACCAGCUCCAGAACAGGAACAAAUCAGCACAGAGAUCUUUUAUACUACAUGUUCUCUUUGGUCCUAGAAACACGUCAGUAUCAGCGUCUCCAUCUGCUUCAGUGCUUUUGGGCAGUUCAGUGUCUCUGAGAUGCAGCAGUGAUGCAAACCCAGCAGUGCUGAACUACACCUGGUACAGAGAGAACGGAGAGCAGAUAGGAACCGGAAACCAUCUCACCAUCAACACCACUGAUUCUACACACAGUGGUCUAUACUACUGUAGAGCUCAAAACCAGCACGGAGAUCACACCUCAUCUGUCCUCCUGGAUGUUCUGUAUGGUCCUAGAAACACGUCAGUAUCAGCAUCUCCAUCUGCUUCAGUGCUUUUGGGCAGUUCAGUGUCUCUGAGAUGCAGCAGUGAUGCAAACCCAGCAGUGCUGAACUACACCUGGUACAGAGAGAACGGAGAGCAGAUAGGAACCGGAAACCAUCUCACCAUCAACACCACUGAUUCUACACACAGUGGUCUAUACUACUGUAGAGCUCAAAACCAGCACGGAGAUCACACCUCAUCUGUCCUCCUGGAUGUUCAGUAUGGUCCUAGAAACACGUCAGUAUCAGCGUCUCCAUCUGCUUCAGUGCUUUUGGGCAGUUCAGUGUCUCUGAGUUGCAGCAGUGAUGCAAACCCAGCAGUGCUGAACUACACCUGGUACAGAGAGAACGGAGAGCAGAUAGGAACCGGAAACCAUCUCACCAUCAACACCACUGAUUCUACACACAGUGGUCUAUACUACUGUAGAGCUCAAAACCAGCACAGAGAUCACAACUCAUCUGUCCUCCUGGAUGUUCAGUAUGCUCCUCAGCUCUCUCCCUCCUCCAGCUGUAACACCACUCAGGAUCUGAUCCUGUGUUCCUGUGAGGUUCAUGGAAAUCCGUCUCCUAAACUGGAGUGGCGUGUCUCUGGUCAAAGUUCUUCAGCCACCAGUGAAGAGUCUGUGAACAAAACAACCUCAAGAAGCUUCAUCUCCAUCCGUCAGUCAUUUACAGACGUGCUCACUCUGCAGUGUGUUGUCUCCAAUAACCUGGGCAUUAGCACACAGUUCUUCUAUUUUAAGAAAGUGGCUCCUCACUCUGCUAAAGGUGUGGAUAUUUCCUCCGUGCUGAUUGGUGCAGCUGUUGGAGCUUCAGUAAUGAUGAUGCUGUGUGGUGUAUUCCUGUGUGUAAGGAGAGUGAACCCUUCCCAGUCUGGACGAGGAGACUCAGCAGGCCUCGUUUUAAAUGACCGGGCUGUUCGUCAGGAAGAAGAAGGAGAGUCUGUGUAUGCGAACAGACGAGUUUCAUCAGAGUCUCUUCAUUACUCCACUGUUAGGUUUCCAAACAGAACAGCCAAUGAGAACACAGAUCUUCCCUCUCUCACUGCCGACUACGCUACCGUGCACCACGGCUCCAAACAACAAGAUAACAGAAGAAUGACAAAAACUGAGGUUAAAGAAAGAGAUUCAGAGCAGAUAAAACACUCAGAUGGAGAUGAAGUCCUCUACGCACAAGUUAAACCUCGCAAAAGUGAACGGAAAAUGUGAAAAAGUUACAUUGUUUAGCUGUUUUAUGUCAUUAAUGUAAGUAAUUGAGAUGAAGUUUAUUGCAUUGGUGAAAGAAGUUGCAGUCUUUCGUCCGAGUAUUAGUAAGUAUAUAUAAAAAUGUUAUAUAAUUUUUAAGUGCUAUAUUGGGGCAGGGGAAGCUUGGUGGUUAAGGCUCGGGGUUACUGAUCGGAAGGUCGGCGGUUCAAAGCCCCAGCACUGCCAAGCUGCCGCUGUUGGGCCCUUGAGCACGGCCCUUAACCCUCCCUGCUCCAGGGGUGGCGUAUCAUGGCUGACCCUGCACUCUGACCCCAACUUCCUGACAUGCUGGGGUUUGCGAAGAAAAGAAUUUCACUGCGCUGUAGUGUAUAUGUGAGAAAUAACGACUCAUUAUCAAUGUGAGUUACAAAUCUACCCAUGUCCUUUUAUUUCAUUUGAAUUUAUGAUUUUUGUGAAAAUUAUUAUUAU